Molecule: messenger RNA, 3862 nt
Organism: Colossoma macropomum (tambaqui)
Lineage: Eukaryota; Metazoa; Chordata; Actinopteri; Characiformes; Serrasalmidae
Product: G protein-regulated inducer of neurite outgrowth 3
Exons: 2
Coding region: 413-2578 (721 amino acids)
Biological process (GO): neuron projection development
Cellular component (GO): plasma membrane
Source: RefSeq, a predicted model, not a curated record
AAAUUUCUGUAUAUUGUAAACUGUGUGCUGGAAGCCUCUCUCGUGCUCUGCCGUCAUCAUCUGGCUCAACGGAAAACUAAAGCACGAGUGAAACCCCAAGUAGCUCUCACUGGGACAGGCAGGCGCGAGUCACGUGACGCAUCUCAUGCUUUCUCACGCGAGCGCGCGUCGUUCCGCCUCAUCCCGUCAUCCUCCUCCAGCCAGCCGUGCAGCUCCGGUGCUGAAAGCGCAGCAGAGCAGAGAGCUGCAGCCAUGAGAUCAGCACCAGCAUCACACACUGCAGACACAGCUGCUCAGCGUGACUAUCACAUCACUGACUACAGUCACUGCUUCUGAAUAUGACCUCAUCAAAACCAGCCAAUCACCUUCAUUUCUCUGCAAACAGCUCGUUCCAACAACAGUAAUUGGUUAGAUGGAGUCACGCCAAGGGUACCCACAUUCCCCUAGGUACAACAAGCCCAAAGCUUGUUGGGAGACUGAGUCCAAAUCCACAAACCAGCAUAAAGAGGACACCACAGCUCCGAGCAGAGGACAUGGAAAUGGGCCAGUACCAUCUGAAGGGAGAGGAACAUCCAAAGCUGCCCCGAUUCAACCAAAAACACUAACCACACCAAGCUCUUCAACGCCUUUAGCUUCUUCGCCAACCACAUCAAAAAUGCUCCUUGUCCAAGCAUCUGCAGCUAAACAGAUUACGACAGUCUCUUCACCAGUCACUGCCAAACAUGCUGUCGGGACCCCUGAGGGUUUGACUCUGCCCCUCCAGACCACAGUAACGACAGGAAACAGGCUGAAGUCCCCGAGCAGCAGCAGAACAGGAGAACUGAAGGCCUCUGCUAGAAGCUCUCCCAAAAAUCUCCACAAAACCACCUCAGCAUCUCAGAUCAGUGCGUCUGCAAACUCUCCAAAGAACCUGCAAAAAACAGCUUUGGCUGCUGCGAUAACAAGCCCAGACUUGCCAAAGAGCGUCCAUCGAGCAGCUCUCUCUCAAAUCCCCAGGGCCACAUCCAGCCCCAAGCUCAGGCCCAGUUCUGCUGCAUUGCUCACAGUGGACAAAACUGACACUUGCAAGAAAGGGGGCAGCAGAGAGGGGGUGCAUUCGCUCUCACCAAAACUGAGAACACAAACAGUGGCAAUCAGUCCACAGGUAGAAAGCAUGCUGCAACCAGGUACAGAACACAGCAAGGAGAAAAGCCCUCAGAGGCAUAGCGAGGAAAAGAAGGGGAGUGGAGAGAUGAAAGGAGGAGAAGACGUCCUUCAGGACAUCCAGGAGGGACAAAUCCCCAAAAGAAGUGACCUCACGCUGCAGGUGGCAUCUAAAUGUCCCGUCUCUCCACAAGACAAGAAGCAAUUAUCACCAGCGGCGACGACCGCCUCUGCAGCACAGUCGAAGGAGAUGGCAGGCAAGGUGGAAACAAAUGUCAUGACCCAAGAGAGAGAGUGUGUCACAGAGAAAAGGAAGAGGGAGGAGAGAGAGAAGGAAGAGCGAGAGAAGGAGAGACUAAGGGAAAAGAUGAAGGAGAAGAGAGACGAGGAAAGGAGAAGAGAGGAACAAGCAAAGGAGGAAAGUAGGAAAGAGAAAGAGAAGGAAGAGAGGAAGAGGAAAGAGAGUGCAAGAGAACAGGAGAUGGACAAAGAGAGGAGGAAGGAAAGAGAGAGGGAAGAGAAAGAAAGAGAAAAGAAGGCAGCAGGUCAGAUCUGUAAAAGCUUCAAAGAUGCUUCAACAAUGACCGUAGAAGAUCACGCUUCUAUCCAAACUCUCGAUGCUGGCCUGCAGACGGACUUGAGGUACGUGGACACUGCAGUCCAGGCUGUUGUAGAGGUCACCAGCAGGUCCACAGCCACAAGUCCAGCCCUGACUCUUUGGCCCUGGAGCCAGAUGGACCCUGACCUCAGCAACCAUGGGAAGACCUCUGGAACCCCUGGCAUGAACUUAGAAAAUGGACUUAGUCCAGAUGCCAGCUCGGAUUCUGACUGGCUGUCAGGUUUAUCAUCACCAACUGCUGCUACAGUGGGCGCAAAGCCUAAAUUUCUGGGCCCACCCCCUUACAAGUCCCCAAAUAGCUACAGACCUCCUUGCCAACAUGUGUGUCAAAUAGAGAUUGAAUUGCGCAGCCAGUCCUCUCUGUCUGACAGCCUGGCUCUGCCCCAGGUCACUGUCAGUGAAGUCAGCCCAACAAGUCACAGUGGACUGUCAUCCCCAGGGUCAGUGGAGAAGGACUCUUCAGCCAGGUCUGGCUUGGAAACGGAAUCCAAGGAAGAGGUGAAAGAGACAGAGAAAUCAGAGAAAGGUCCACCUCCUGAGGUGGUCUGGGACGAGCAGGGCAUGACGUGGGAGGUUUAUGGAGCAGCGGUGGAUAUGGAAUCUCUCGGCUUUGCCAUCCAGAACCACCUCCAGAAGAAGAUCCGGGAACAUGAGCAACGCAUAGGGACCCUGCGCAAGUCCAUCUCGCUCUCCGAGCGCUCUCCUCCUUACAUGAAAGGAGCAAAGAAAAAGAAGAAGAGGAAUGUCUUCCGCUCACUGUUCCACGGUCCUGCCUGCUGCUCGAAGGCACAGGCCAAAGCUGAAGGGGCACAGUGACCCACCAUGUGUUUGCAAACCUUCAAGAGAAGAUACUGGUUGGAACAUUGUCACAGAACAGCACCUCAAAGUCAUUCCAAAAGAGUUCGAGGCAGAACCUCAAACUUGAACUCUAAACUGUCACACACUCUUAUUGAUGUCGAUAGCCAUGUGGGGUUGUGAGGAACAGUUCAUAAACCUUUUAGCUGCUGUGUUUCUACUUAUGCCUUUAUGGGGCUCUGUGAAAACACUGAUGUUAUUAGGUUUCAAAAGUAGCAAAUAAUUUGUUCUUGUGAGUCACUAUUAGCGCACAGUCUGCAAAUGAGCACUUUUCACUAGCUGUAUCUGUAUAAUGUAGCACUUACACUGUAUGUAAUGCUAUGCAUGCCCAGUUAGUUGGGUGUUUUAGCUCACUAGAGUUCACCUGCAGACUGGAACAGGCCUUGGUUGGUAAUAGGUGGUGAUCUGUAGCCAGCCAACGUUGCCUAAACCACAACUUUGGUAUUACAGUCUGUGAUUUGAGACCAGUGCUGAUCCUUGGAUACCUCACAUUUUAAUCUUAGCUGUCCUCCCACCUAAAUACCGGAUUCAGCCUGUCAACUGCGCUAAUAUCGUAGGUAGAGCCUGUAUCCUAAGGAAGCAUGAUUUAAAGUGCAUUUUGUUGCUGUCGGAAACAAAAUCUUGUAUCUCCGCGGUCCUGCCUGCUGCUCAUAGGCACAGGUCAAAGCUGAAGGGGCACAGUGACCCAUCAUGUGUUUGCAACCCUUUGAGAGAAGGUACUUGUAGGAACGUUGUCACAGAACAGCACCUUAAAGUCAUUCCAAAAGAGUUUGAGGUACCAACAAGAUUACAGUAAGCUUCAGCUACCUUAUUAUUAUUAGAAAUAUUAGCAUUUUUCUUUGAAGUACAACUUUAGCACUGCCAGUUUAGUGUUUACGCCGACAGGCAGCGUCUUGCUAAUGAGCUGGUGAGUGAAAUCAUGCUUGUCAAAUCAGGGAAGACACUAAACUCCAAACUCCGCAGUCCUGUUGCCUCCAAGGACAUUCUUACCUAAGCUUGGACAAAAGAGGAACUGAACUGGCCUCAGAUCAGCAGAUCACAGGGCGGAUUCGUGUUGUGUUGUGUUUGAGCACUUUACCUGAAUGUAUACAUGCACUUCAUGAUGUAGCAAUGCCUCAGAGCCACGCUGUACCUGUACUACACUGAUCCACGCAGCGAUUUAAGUUGAUUUGAGAUGAGCUGAAAUUGUACGAUUGUGAUAUGUCAAUUAAAUAAUACAUUCCAAAGAUAAAGUACUUAGUACAG